AUCAGAGGCCCGCCAACCAAGGAUCGGGGAGUGCUUUGCUCGGCACAGUUCAAGGCAUACUGUACUGACGACGACGAUGAUGGAUGGGAUCGGGGCUGAGCCAACUCGCUAACCAACGAGACGUUACCAUGAGGAUUAUCAGUGUUUGCCUUCUUUGAAUCAUCAAGGUCCUAUGGGGUAUUUACCGACGUUAGAGAUCCUAGUAGCAAAAUGUUUCUCCUCUCUAUAUAUACAUAGAUCUUUCGCCCCGGAUUAUCUCCCUCACUGACAUGACAAACUAGUUCACUCACCAAUAUUGCAGCUAUUAGCCAACAUAAACUUAAUAUUGCAACUUAUAACUAUCAAAAUGCUGUACGACAAGAGAUUCUUACUUUCCGUGGCUGCCCUGGCGGGCACAUCAUUCGCCCAAGAUGAUUCUUCUUCAUCCACGGGAACUAGCGACUCUACCUCCACAGGCAGUGCCGGCGCCGAGUGCACGGUGUCCUACGCCCGCCUGCUCGCCGACGCCCCGACGCCCGGCAGUGAUCUCGCCCAAGCCAUCACAAGCUACGCCAGCAGCGCCGCGAGCAGCGUGACUGCCGCGACCGCCACGCCCUCAGGCGGCAUUGGCGGCCUGGCGGGCGACCCGAACCAGCUGCUGUCGCAGGCGUGCGACUUCUCGCAGCAGCUCCCCUCGUCACUGCAGAGCCAGUUCGACGACUACGCCACGAGCCUCAUAAGCUAUGUCAGCGUGUCAUCCUCCGCCAUCGACGAAGUCAUCACCUCGUGCGUGGCGACGGGCUCCGAAGGCGACAGCUACACGUCUUUCGUGAACUCGAUCGCGACGCACACCGGCCCGCUCUGCACGGCUACCUCGGGCUCGAGCACGGGCACCGACAGCAGCACUGGCACUGGUACUGACACUACUGCUUCGCCUACGCCUACUGCGUCGGAGGGUGGUGGUGGCGGUGUUGUCACUACUACCGGCGAUGAUGGCCAGACUUCUACUGUGCCUGUGCCCACUGGUGCCGCGGCCGUCCCGACUGCUGCCCUGGGAGGCGCUGCGGCCGCUGCUGCUGGAGUUCUCGGUGCGGCGAUAUUAUUGUAAGCUAGCUAGCUAGCUAGCUAGUCACCGGCCUCUCAUGGGAUGGUAUGAAUAAAGACUGCGAUUUGACCAGUCUAUUCGUGUAUUAUAAUGUAUAGUUUGGAAGGCACGGGUCAUUAUGUUUUGGGGAUGGCUGUCAUUGUUAGGAUAACCUUUGUGAAAGGACAAGCGAUGAGAAUCAUGACGAGAAAUUGCAGAAUACUUAAGUUGAAUUAAGGUGUCUUAGCAAUGAAGAAUAUCAUAAUCUUAUGG
Molecule: messenger RNA, 1336 nt
Organism: Xylaria bambusicola
Lineage: Eukaryota; Fungi; Ascomycota; Sordariomycetes; Xylariales; Xylariaceae
Exons: 1
Coding region: 347-1087 (246 amino acids)
Source: RefSeq, a predicted model, not a curated record